This is a messenger RNA of Drosophila takahashii, 2600 nucleotides long. RefSeq names its product exocyst 84 (gene Exo84). Gene Ontology annotation, biological process: exocytosis; Golgi to plasma membrane transport; intracellular protein localization. Lineage: Eukaryota; Metazoa; Arthropoda; Insecta; Diptera; Drosophilidae. Gene Ontology annotation, cellular component: exocyst. The record is from RefSeq and is a predicted model, not a curated record.
GGUUCUUCGUCAGCUGCAGUUUACCAUUCCAAUUAAAAUCAUGAAGGAGUUUGACGAUUUCAAUUUUAGCGUAGAGAAAUAUACCAAAGACCUCACCCGAGAAUGCGUGGGUGGCAGCGAUUUGCAGCAGCGAAAAAAGGAAAUCGAGGCGUACAACGAAACAACGGCCGCCACUUUGAAGCAAACAUGCAAGAAGAACUACAUGGAGUUUAUACAGACGGCCAAGGAGAUAUCGCAUCUCGAGUCGGAAAUGUAUCAACUGUCGCACAUUCUGAUUGAGCAGCGCAACAUUCUGGCCACCAUGACGGAUGGAAAGACCUCGAGUCGCCUGAAAGCCGAGAGUUUGGAGGUGGACACCUCGACGGCGGCGGAGGAUCUGGAAAACAGCCAUGCUACGCGGGCUGUAAAAGAAAUGGUGCAGGGCUUCAAUGGCAAUCUGGAGGGCAAGACCUUCCUCAACGAGGGAGCCCUCAUCGAACUGGAUGGCAAUGACUAUAGGCCCAUUCAGCGGGUCUUCUUUUUCCUCUUCAACGAUGUGCUGAUUGUCUGCAAGGUCAAGCAUGAUAAACGCCUGGACUUCCUCACCGAGUACGAUCCCAAGAAAAUAGCCGUGAUCAACAUCAAAGACCUGGAUGGCGUCAAGAAUGCCAUCAAUAUCAUCACACCAGAUGGCUCCAAGAUCUACCAAAGCAUCACGGCGGCUGGGAAAACCGAGUGGAUCGAAAAGCUCGAGGAAGCCUUCCGUUUUGACCAGCAAAAGGGGAAACCCAAGAAGGGUCAGGCUCCACAGCCACCUUCGCGGGCCAAACAGCAGUCGAAAGCCUCGACGCCGGAGAAGGAGACCACUCCCCAGAGUCCCGGGGAGCCCAAAUCCCUGGAGGAUGAGACGCCCGAGUGGCUGAGCACCGCCAGCGAGGAGAUCCAAACACUGGUGGCCCAGCGGCACUUUGAGAAUGCCCAGGAGCUGAUCAAACGCACCCAGGACUUUAUGCGGAAUGAUAGCAGGAAGAAGGUUCCCCAGGCGGAGGCCAUCGAAUCCAAAGUGAAGCAGCAGGAGCUGAAGCUGAUCAAUGUGCUGCUCAAGGAGCUGUCCAAUAGCCACAAUCGCAAUCUGCAAAUCGCUUUGAGGGCCGCCAAGAGGCCUCUGAAAAUCCUAGUCGAAAUGGGACGCUAUCGGCAGGCGAGCGCUACGCUACUGAAAGUCUGCGCCGUCAGUUUGAGGGUCGCCCAAAGGGAGGCGCGCAGGAAUAAUGCGGAUAUUUCGGAGCUAUUCUUCUGUGAUCUCACCCAGGUGGCCUGCGAUUUCCUCACCGCCUUCGAGAAGCAGCCAGCCUGCGUUAGUGCCCUUGUGGUCUGGUGCAAUGCCGAGCUGCAGUACUUUGCCAGCCAGCUAAUCAAACACUACCUGACCAAAGGAACCUCUUUGGAGUCGGUGGCCAAAUGCGUGGAGCGAGUGCGCAAGCCGUCGACGAAGCUUACGGAGAUUGGGCUGGACAUUAGCUACCAUUUGGAGGGUCUUUUACGCACCACUUUAGAGUCACUCAUAGAGGAGUCCAAGGAGCGACUGCUGGACUCCGUGGGUCGCACUGAGGAGAGCUGGCAGCCGUACAACCUGCAAACCAAGUCGAAUCUGAAGCGUUUGCUCCUCGAACUGGAUGUCUUGGGCAUCGAUGUGCGGGCCCAGGCCACUGGGGAUACCUGGAUAAACCUCACCCAGUCCACGGUGGUCUUUAUCCGGCACUUUCUGCAGCUCACCGAGUACUGCGGCUGUUUGGCCAAGUGCGAAACACUCCUACAGAGUCUGGAACUUCUACUAAAAGAGCUGUUUAUUGCCCAGCAUUCAUUGAAACCACCCAGCGAUAUGGCCGUGGAUCCCAACUUUGUGAUGAAGAACAAGAUCUUUCUGGUGGACAACCUGCUGCCCAUUGCCAUCGACAAGUUCCGCCAGAUUUCGGGUCGUCAAUGCGAGGGACUAAGAGAGUUGCACACCAAAAUGUCCCGCCAACAGGGAGCUCCAUUGCCCCGCCAGCGAAGCGUCUACACCACAGAUGUAUUUUAAAAGCAAUCCAUGAUGGAGAUUUACUUUCGAUUACAUAUAAUUUUUUAUUUUUUCGUUUUGCUUCAAUUAUUUAUAAUAUAAUUAUAUACAUAUAUAACCACAAUAAUAAUAAUAUUUGUAAAAUUAAAAAUCGAAGCGUGUGCUGCACUCUAUCUCUUGCUUAUUACAAUUUCGCCGUUCGCAUUAUAUAUUUACUCUAAACACUAAACAAUUUAGCGGUGUGUUCUACUUUUCGGUUUUGGGUUCUCUUUUAAUGCGUUGUUUUUAGCUGCUCAAAAUAUAGGAUUUUACAGUUUGGUUCUGAAGAGUUUUGAUUCACACGCCGCACACACAAGUUAAUCCACUCAUUGUCCUCAAUUACAUAUUUUCAAAUUACAAAUUACAAGCAAAAGCUGACCCCCAAUGCGAGUGAGUGUUGAAAAAGUUGUUUCCGUGUUUUAAUUUAUAAUGUAAAACUCUUAACUAAAAUGCUUACUAAGUAUAUUUAAUUAUAUUUAUAUAUUUAUACCUUCUUUUAUGCAAAUGUUGUGUAUGGGUGUGU